Messenger RNA from Cricetulus griseus (Chinese hamster), 1414 nucleotides. NCBI's taxonomy places the organism in Eukaryota, Metazoa, Chordata, Mammalia, Rodentia, Cricetidae. The record is from RefSeq and is a predicted model, not a curated record.
AUCACCAUGGCAAUGGGACAGAAGUUGAUGAGGGCGGUUCGAGUGUUUGAAUUUGGUGGACCAGAAGUGCUGAAGCUCCAGUCCAAUGUGGCGGUUCCCAUCCCAAAAGGCCAUCAGGUUCUAAUCAAAGUCCACGCCUGUGGUGUCAACCCAGUAGAGACUUAUAUUCGCUCUGGAGCCUACAGUCGAAAACCUACCUUGCCCUACACUCCAGGCACCGACGUGGCUGGGGUCAUAGUAUCUGUCGGGGACAGCGUGUCUGCUUUCAAGAAAGGUGACCGGGUCUUCUGCUCCAACACAGUUUCUGGCGGCUAUGCAGAGUUUGCUCUUGCAGCGGAUCACACUGUCUACACCCUGCCCGAGACCCUGGACUUUAGGCAGGGGGCCGCACUUGGGAUCCCGUACUUCACAGCCUGCCGAGCUCUGUUCCACAGUGCCCGUGUGCAAGCUGGGGAAAGCGUCCUGGUUCACGGGGCCAGUGGAGGUGUUGGAUUAGCUACGUGCCAGAUUGCCAGAGCUCAUGGCUUAAAGGUUUUGGGCACAGCUGGUUCUGAGAAAGGAAAAAAGCUUGUUCUGCAAAACGGGGCUCAUGAAGUGUUUGAUCACAAAGAAGCCAAUUACAUUGAUAAAAUCAAGAAAUCUGUUGGUGACAAGGGGGUCGAUGUGGUUGUUGAGAUGCUGGCAAACGUAAACCUGAAUAAUGACUUGAAGCUUCUGUCCCGUGGAGGGCGGGUGAUUGUUGUUGGCUGUAGAGGUUCUAUUGAAAUGAACCCACGGGACACCAUGGCAAAGGAGACAAGUAUAAUUGGAGUUUCUCUCUUUUCAUCCACCAAGGAGGAAUUUCAACAGUUCGCAGGCAUCCUCCAAACAGGAAUGGAAAAAGGUUGGGUGAAACCAGUGAUAGGUUCUGAGUACCCCUUGGAGAAGGUCGUCCAGGCCCAUGAAGACAUCAUCCACAGCAGUGGGAAGACCGGAAAAAUGAUUCUUGUCUUAUGAGGACCAGCUCUUUCCAGGACGCCCUGUGUCCACGUGACACCUUCUUCUCCAAGUCUUUCUUAUGUCAACUUUAAUAAGCAUUCAUGCCAUUGAGUUCCAUGUAUUAAAAACAUGACUUUAGGGAGUAGACACAACGAAAUAGCAUCAUAGUGGAGAGCAGGGUAUCAUCUUAUGUGGUGUUGGCAUCAUCUUAAAACUUUUUGCUUCUCUCUGUUUUCUUUGUUUGAUUUGGUGUUUCACUUUUGUUUUUGAGCAGGAUCUUGCUCUGUAGUCCAUGCUGGCCUUGAACUCAUGGUGACCUGUCUGUCUCAGCCUUCCAAGUGCUGGGAUAAUAGUUAUGGAUGGCCAAACACAGCUUUAUUUCAGAACUUCUUCAUUCACUCCACGCCUUUGAAUAAAAUAUGCUAAUUCAAAGUAA